Molecule: messenger RNA, 1404 nt
Organism: Musa acuminata subsp. malaccensis (wild Malaysian banana)
Lineage: Eukaryota; Viridiplantae; Streptophyta; Magnoliopsida; Zingiberales; Musaceae
Source: RefSeq, a predicted model, not a curated record
AAUGUUGGCACCGCGUCGAAAGGUAGCAGGCAGCACACUUGCGCUCCGCGAAACGAUCGAAACCCCGAUUCGCCGGAAUCUCAAGGCCUUGGAAUUCGGAUCGUCGACGAUCGCAUCGCCAUGUGGUUGGAGAUCCUCUGCGGCCUGGUCUUCUACAAUUUCUUUCGGCAAAUCAUCAACGGCGAGGACGACUUCCCGGACAUUGAUACCUCCGAUUCCGACGCCAGUUUCGCCGUCGCCGCCAGAUUGGAGAAGCUCUAUGGUGGUAAGGCGUUCGUCGGGCUUCGGAUUCCCGACGCUGAUACCGGCACUCGGCAGCACAUAGAUGUCGUUCUUGUUACGAAGAGGGAAGCAAUGGUGGUGGCAGUCCGGAACUUUUCUGGUUUGGUGGCGAUUGAUGGGGGUGGGAACUGGGUUGACAAGAAGCACAAGUCUCAGACUCAUCUAAAUCCUGUGAUUGAAGUUAGCAGACAAGUAGCAGUUCUUGAAUCAUACUUGGAACAAAGAGGGUUGCUAUUGCCCAAAGGACAUGUAAUUGGUCGAGUCAUACUUCCAGAUUCAAUUUGCAGGUCUGCGUCCUCUAUUUAUUCCCACCCAGAAGUGAUUUCUUCUCAUGAAUGGAAAGAGCUCAAGCCAGAAUCAAGAGGUGGAUUUUCUAACUGGAUUAAAAGAGCAGUUGGCAAGAAUGAUAUGCAAGAUGGUUUCUAUCAGAAGCUUCACUUUAUCCUGAGUACAUCACCAAUGUGGGACCGCUUAGAACUUAAAAGCAACAGAAAUAUUCUUGGUGAGUUCCUUAAGUUCAAGGGAUAUCAACAUGACAUGCAAGCUUUGAAAAAUGUGAAGAGAUCAAAAGUUGGUCGAUUCAUCGUCCAAAAGCCAUCUAUCUUAGGUUUAGGUAGCUCAAGGCUUCAGUUACUAUGUAUUCAACGUGAUUAUCAAAGCGAAGAUGCUUUGUCUGAUGAAUGCAAGGAGAUUGCUGUGGAGCCAAGCACAGAGGUCCUAUUCCAGCCACUGAACUCCAACAAACUUAAGAAGUUGAAGCUUUCAAGCAUUGUACGUGCAACUCUCAGUGGGUAGGCCUGCACAUAUGUUAAUUGCAAGCACUCUGUGUUGAGUUCAGAGUUCAAUCCCCUGAUAGUUGCAAAUCUAAGUAUAAUGGUUAUUGGUUGUAUGUACAUAAAACAACUUUAGUUGCUCCACCCUUGUUCGAAAACAAAAGUAAAUUACGAUGUAGUUCAAUCUGUUUACUUUUUUCUUCUGAAAUAGACACUGUAAUUAAGCGAGAUCCCGGAUCAAACUGUGUCUGUUAGCAGCAAAAGGUCAUGCCACAAGUUUAUGCUCGUUUUGGAGAAUUCUUGUGUAGUUUGAAACCACGGCUGAUCAGCUCUAGUUUUACUUUUGAAA